Molecule: messenger RNA, 681 nt
Organism: Racocetra persica
Lineage: Eukaryota; Fungi; Glomeromycota; Glomeromycetes; Diversisporales; Gigasporaceae
Source: the annotation of a GenBank genome assembly
AAUCUUGGGAAAGCUCUGAUUCGCGGUAUUGCAUUUUCAUGUAAACGAAAUCAGCGGGGAGCAGAUAUUAUAAUACCUCUAUAUAUGGGCACUCUUGAUGAAAACUUUAAUGAAGAUCGUAUUUCAUACAUACUAAUACAAGUUAAAAAUCACUCUACUAAUAGUAGAUAUGAAUAUAAAAAAUCCGCAACUACUUUUCUGUCGCCAGCCUAUGUAGGCAUUGAGGAUCUACCGUACAUGCCAUUUUUGUCCUUGUAUUUGCAAUUAGGUGCAAAAUCAGAGUCAGCUGACGUUCCGUCAAAGUUUACUACAACACGUAACAUGGGUUCCUGCAAGCGUAAAAUUGAAGAAGUACUAAAAGGAUAUGAAACGGAUGCUAAAGAAACAGGAAAGGAAUUUAUCAAGAAGAUUAGACUUGAAAAUAAUAGAGAUUCAGAUGCUUCAGAUUCUGAAAUCAAAGAGUUCCGAGAGCAUUUUCAGACCUCACUUGGAUUGUUUGGACUAUCGUCGAACAUUUACAAUUGCUUAGAGCAGUCUACAUCAAACUCAUCAUCGACCAACGUUAAUGAUAUCACAAAUAGCCUUAAACAUUUAUUGUCUGCUUGGGUUGAUCCUGUGAUGGGAGAAAAUCAAGAAACAAUGGAGAUAGUUAAACGUAUGACUCCAAUGGAAUACGAGUAG